AUGGAGUUGCUAUUAAAGGCUGAAAAACCCUCAAACCGAACAACGAUGCUCUUUCGUUGUACUGCUAUUGUUGCUCUCAUCACUCAGACCGUUGUCGCUCUGACUCCGACGGCUCAUACUCCUGAUGGUCGACUUGUAUACGCUGUGCCGAGUGGUUCGCGCAUCAAGCAGAAGAGCACAGAUAUGUUGGUGUUUGCCCCAAACGGAACUCUCAUCCAUACUUUUCAAAAUGUGAUUCCCAAAGGAGCCGGGACCAAGCCAUCGCUGGACAAGCGCCAGGAAUUGAGCUCGACAAUGGCGUCUACGUCGUUUACACCGUCAGUAGAAAAUUUACUCCAAUCGUUCAACACCACUUUCGUCGUCCCGCCUGCGCCAGCAACAUUUGACAGCCAAAUUAUCUACUUUAGCUCCAGUGUUUCAGUGCUGCACCCAACAACCGGUGUGCGCUUCGGCAAUGCCAAGGCUGCCAUUCAGUAUGGUGGUAGUUGGUUGUAUGGGACGGGACCGUUUUGGACCUAUGCUCUCCUGGUCGAAAUCCCAGAUGGCCAUGUCCUCCAGGCCAUUACUGACGAGAAAAUCACCGUUGAAGUCGGGCAAAAAAUCGAGAGCACCAUCUUCAGCGACGCAGAGUUCAAUGAGGAGGCGCCAGGUCUCUUUUGGUAUAUUGCCAGCUUGCCGAGUGUGUCUAACACUACCUAUCUCGAAGUCGGCUGGGAAGUUCCGCCGAGUGUUGCUGCUUUGCAGCUCGAGGAAGAAGGUGUCUUUCAGGCGAGUCAUUACCCCCCGGGCCCGUUUGUCUUCGACCACAUCAAUUUGAAUAUGACCCACGAUAACCCCGCGGUGUCCUGGAGCACAAGCGGGGAUCUUGACACUAACGCGGCAGUCAACGUUGAUGUGGAUGGGGCGAAAGAUGCUCGAGUCUCUCUCGUCUUCUAG
Mycena indigotica is the source of this 936-nucleotide messenger RNA. RefSeq lists its product as uncharacterized. The transcript has 2 exons. The coding region runs from base 1 to 936 and encodes 311 amino acids. The record is from RefSeq and is a predicted model, not a curated record. Lineage: Eukaryota; Fungi; Basidiomycota; Agaricomycetes; Agaricales; Mycenaceae.